CCAUAAUUCAGAGUGGCCCAGACUCCCAGGCUCUUCACUUCCAAAAGUUCACACAGCUCCCUCGCGGUAAGAAGGCACUAUUAUUCACCAGACACCAGACAGACCUUCAGAAUACAAAAUACCCCUUCACCAUGGCCACUACCCUGUCCUGCCCCAAGAAAGCCAAGGCUGCAGCCAACAAGCAAAAGAAGAAGGAGUUCCGCUGCUACCUUUCUGACAACUACCAACCUCAUGAGCAAGAUGUCCUGAUUGGGCGCGGUCGCCUAGUCGAGAACCACAAGGGGAACCACCGUUUCAAGGCUCUCAUUCAAGCGCAUCUGGUUGCCUACUAUAAUGCCCAAACCAAAGCAACCAAGACAACCAUCAUUCUUCGAAUCUUUCAAGAUAUCAAGCGCACCGCUCAAGCCGAUGGAGGUGCUGGUUUCAUCAAGCGAGAAUCCAGCAGCAAGCGUUGGUUCGUCAUUGAAGACAGCGCGGCCAGAAUCUCGAUUGCUCAGGCGUUCCGUGAUGCCUUGGCUUCGGAAUACAAGUCCAGCAAGCAAUACAAGCAGCAGAAGCGGAAGGAACAAGGCCGUGUCUGCCUUCAAGCCCAAGCCAACAUGAUCAUGUGCAGCUUGGGUGGAAACGCGAACGCACCACAAGGACUCGAAGCAGGUACUCUGGCUGAGUUCUACUUGUCCAACCUGGACGGUAGUGCCCCCUUUGGCAAUGGAAUGACCCUUGGUAAUGCUGGCGGCAGCAUCCUGGAUUCCCUCAAGGCUCAAGAAGAAGAGCCCAAGUUCAACGCCAUGCUCCCACCACCACCACCUCCUUUGGUUCCCAUGGUCUCCUCUGAUGGCAGGGACCUCAGUCACCGUCUUCGCGGAAUCUUGAACACCGUCUCCAAUGUUGUCGCGGAUGAUGAAGGAGAACAUGAUCUUUUGUCCUCAACAGCGACUGCAGGUCCAAUGACCUUUCCUCAAGCCAAUGGUCCAAUGACCUUUCCUCAAGGCAAUGGUGACAGUGGUCUCUUGUCCUCCCUCUACUCCGCCAUUGGUGGUUCCAACAUGGACAUGACCAUUGAUCCCUUUGAGCCUACUCCUCUUGCUGUUGAACCCAAGAAGCUACAGCAAGGAGGAUCAUUUUCAAAGGACCUGGAUUGGGGUGGCACAAUGCUGACGGGAGGCAUGUCGGAGGCAUCAUUGGUUGUCAACAUGAUCAAGGUUCCCAGCUCUUCCCAUUCUCAUCAAGAAGAACAGCCAAAGAAGGAACAGCCACAGAGUCCACAACUUCCAUCAUCUUCUUCUUCGGAUGACUUUCAAAUCUUUGAUUCUACUCCACUUUCCGACAUUCGCGCGGCACUAAGUGCAUAGGGUGGCUGCUUCUUCCUUCCGGCGGUCUCGUACUGCAGUUCCAGCCCAGCUAGCUAGCUUGACAUGGCCAAAUGUCGCAGCAAGACGGGGCAAUCUCUUUUGGGCGUAGAGUUUGAAUGUGCAAAUAGUAAUAGAUGAAUACAUAAUGUUAGUCAAGAAAGUCUUCC
Molecule: messenger RNA, 1519 nt
Organism: Seminavis robusta
Lineage: Eukaryota; Bacillariophyta; Bacillariophyceae; Naviculales; Naviculaceae
Source: the annotation of a GenBank genome assembly